UGACUUGGAUCUGUCGAGCGCUCAUCACUACCACCAAUCUACCCAAAAAGUAGUGAUAAUCCAUCGAUUACCACCCCAGGAGUCAAAAUACGAGAUCAUCAACACCAAUAAAUCUCGGAUAAAUUCAGUGAUACCAGUGAAAUCAGUGGAGUCCCAUAAAAGUGCAGUGACACUCUGAGGUGAAUUAACGUGAAAACUCGUGUCACUCGACAGACGAUCGAUAAUCUCGCACGGAAGUGUGCGACGUGCGCGUCAUCGUCGGGGGAAAAAACACUGCAGUUUUGAGGUUUGAAGAAGUGAUAUUAUGAAGGCAAUGGUUGUUAGUCCAGUUGGGGGACGUGUACCACCUACUCGUGGUGUUAUCCACAGUAGUUUGGGUAUCAAUGGCACACGACGUGACCUCGAGGCCGAGGAGGUGGCAGCAUAUCUCACUAAACUCAGGUCCCUAGUACCUGAUAUGCCGAGAAAACGCAAAUUAUCGAAGCUCGAGGUGAUCCAGAGGGUUAUCGAGUAUAUAUGCGAUCUACAGACGACACUUGAGGAGACUAAUAUACAUCAGGAUACAGUUAAAGCAACGACGAGACAACCGUUGCAGCCACUUUUGAAUGCACCAACUAGCACGAGCUCUCCGGCAGCAGUUGCUGAGCGGUGACCACCAAAAAACGAUCAAUGAAUCGAGUGAGGAGAAAAUGGAGCGUCAAGGGGUGGGCAAAUGUUCAUGGGGGAUGGAUUACUUGGAGGAGGCCUUCAACCGUCCGAUGAUCAGCCCUGGGUUCUGCUCGCUGCAUUCUCCAUUCAUGUUUUUUUUUUCUGCCUUUUUUUUUUCAACGCGAGACUGUUGUCUGGAGUAAUGCAAGUCCUGCUCGGAGGAGACUGUAAAUAGUGUAUAUACGGAUAUGAUAUAAGCUCAUUGCAUUCCUCGCACGACCUCGUCGAAAUCGAUAAAACGAUACCCUCACCCAUCCCCUCACUGCCACCCCAUUUCCCAUCCCCUCCUUCGUGAUAAUUCAGACAAUUUUUCUGAUUUCUGAGCUCCCGUCGAGCUCCCUUAUUUUGAGUAUUUGAGAUUCAAUUCUUUUGGUCUUUGUUUUUAUUCGGAGUUGUGACUCUUCUUCCAGCGAAUUUUUUUUCCUUUUUUGUUGAAAUUUUCAUAUGUUUUAUGGACUCCGUGGAACCUAUCCCAGAUUAUUAUUUCAAUUUAUAUUGUAGAUAUACAGAGAAUUAAAGUAGAAUGAUGGAUUUAUUGUAAUCAUUAUUCACAUCGAUUAUUAUAAUUAUUGUUAUCGUUCUUUGUAAUAUUAUUUUAGUGAUGAGAGUGGUAAAAUGAUGAAUACCCGCAGAUAUUGUAUAUUUGCAAAGACUGAAAGGCUGUAAAUACAUCGACAAGCGGGUUGUUGUAAGCUUUUACAUUAUAAGAGGGUGAAUGAGGAGAGAAAAUAAAGAAUUGGAGAACAAUGUGUCCACGAAUCAUCGAA
Messenger RNA from Fopius arisanus, 1475 nucleotides. It is a transcript of the gene emc, whose product is annotated as Basic helix-loop-helix domain-containing extra-macrochaetae. Gene Ontology annotation, cellular component: cytoplasm; nucleus. The record is from RefSeq and is a predicted model, not a curated record. Gene Ontology annotation, biological process: cell differentiation; circadian regulation of gene expression; negative regulation of transcription by RNA polymerase II. Gene Ontology annotation, molecular function: protein dimerization activity; transcription regulator activity. The transcript has a single exon. The coding region runs from base 305 to 652 and encodes 115 amino acids. Lineage: Eukaryota; Metazoa; Arthropoda; Insecta; Hymenoptera; Braconidae.